Molecule: messenger RNA, 3720 nt
Organism: Penicillium olsonii
Lineage: Eukaryota; Fungi; Ascomycota; Eurotiomycetes; Eurotiales; Aspergillaceae
Source: the annotation of a GenBank genome assembly
AUGCCGGGUGUUGUUGACCUAGGUGCUGCGGCACGCCCAAACCUGGGGUUCAGCGUCGGCCAUCAGAAGGUUGAACUGGAGAUUGACUUCGCUACGAAAAGCCUGAAGGGAAAAACCGAAAUCACGAUUCACCCUCGCCGCAAAGACCUUACAACCAUCUGGUUGAAUUUUCGACAAGGAGACAUUAGGCGCGUCAGCGUUAACGGGAAAUCUGCGGCCGCCAGAUAUGCCGAUCCCUAUGAAUCGCUCCAACUAUUCGGUGCUCAAUACCAUGAGCGUCUGACACAACAUAUCGAUGGACUCCUACAAACACCCCCCACGCCUACCCUUCCGAUCACGGUCCCCAAGAAUGUUCGCAUUGAAGAAUUAGAUCCGUCUUCCGCAGAGGCCCAGGACCAAAUUGCGCUCCAAUCUACUGGCGACGAUGUCGACGGGGCUUCCGGUGGCCGGGCGCCAGAAGCGAAUCUUCCGCGUUUCACGUCCUUGACGGUGAACAUUGAGUUCGUCAUAAGUAAGAUCAGAGAUGGUCUACAGUUUGUCGGCGUUGAGAACGGUGACCGAAGGUAUCCUCAUGCCUACACAACCAACUCCUUGGAGUCUGGUAUUGGUUGUCCAUUGUUUCCAUGCGUAGAUGAUACGGCUUCGCGGCAUACCUGGGAAAUCUCAAUCACAUGCCCGAGCUCGCUUGGAGACGUGUUCGACCGGAAGUCCAAAGACCCUUCUGGCUCAACAUCGAGCCGUCCGAAGGCUCCAAGUCGUCAACUCUCCGCUGAUGACGAGGGGCUCGAUAUGUCAGUGGUGUGCUCUGGUGACUUGACGGAUGACAUCGUGGACCCUAAAGAUCCUACAAGGAAGACAGUCUCAUUCGCCUCGUACUCCCCCCUGGGUGCUCUGCAGCUAGGCUUUGCAAUUGGUCCGUUCGAAUAUGUCAACCUUGCCGAUUUCCGUGAAAGCGAUCAAGAUGAACAACUUGGCCAGAAUGCAAUUCCCCUGCAUGCUUUCUGUUUGCCUGGCAGAGCAGACGAGGUCCAAAACACAAGCUUUCCCAUGGCUCAGGCCAUUGACUUCUUCUCGCUGUCGUACGGAUCCUAUCCAUUCGGCAGUUACAAAAUUUGUUUCGUCGACGAUCUGUCCACGGAAGCCCUUCCUACUGCGUGUAUGUCUAUAUGCAGCAGCCACCUACUAUUUCCAGCUGAGAUGAUCGAUCCCAUGUAUGAUGCAACCCGGUCCUUAGUGCAUGGUCUUGCAUGUCAAUGGACGGGAAUUAACAUUAUUCCUCACGAACCUGCGGACACGUGGGUCACCGUCGGCGUGGCAUGGUACAUCACAGAUACGUUCAUGAGAAAGCUCUGCGGAAACAAUGAAUACCGUUUUCGGCUUAAACAGAUGUCUGACCAAGUAUGUGACUUGGAUUACGAACGUCCUUCAAUAUAUGACAUGGGAAACAUCCUUAAAGUCGAUCCCUCCGAGUAUCGAUUUGUGGCACUCAAGGCACCCCUAGUGCUGUUCAUCUUGGACCGUCGCCUGACGAAGGCAAGUGGCAAAGCCACGAUGUCUCGCAUCAUCUCUCGCUUGUUCCUCAAUUCUCGGAUGGGUGAUAUCCCCAACGGUGCUGUCACAUCGUCUCUGUUCCAGAAGACUUGUGAACGACUCGGGCACGCCAAGUUGGAUGUUUUCUUCCAACAGUGGGUGUAUGGUGCGGGAUGUCCACGUUUCCAGGCUACCCAACGAUUUAACAAGAAAAAGCUCGUUGUCGAAAUGAUGAUCAGACAGGUCCAAGCCGAACCCCAAGCUCCUCGGGAUCUGGCAAAGGACGCAUUUCUGCGGGAUGUGAAGGAGGAGGUUCGGCACGUCUACGCUGGUGCAGUUCAGCCGGUUUUCACCGGCUCAAUGACCCUUCGCAUUCACGAAGCAGACGGAACCCCUUAUGAGCACAUUGUCGAAAUCAAAGAGGGCACAACAAAAUUCGACAUCCCAUACAACACCAAGUACAAGAGGCUGAAGCGUAACAAGAAACAGAGAGAAAGAGCUGUUGCUUCCGGUGACGCUGAAGUACAAGAGGAAGUCCUACUCUACUGUCUUGGCGAUGUUUUACAGACCGAGGAAGAAACACAGGCUUGGCGUUUGGCCGACUGGACCAAGGAGGAUGAGGAGCGCAUGGGACAAGAGUCUUACGAAUGGAUUCGAAUGGAUGCAGACUUCGAAUGGGUUUGCAAACUGUCCCUCGGAAUGCCAGGUUACAUGUAUCUCUCGCAGCUUCAACAGGACCGAGAUGUUGUAGCACAACUCGAGUCGUUGCAAUAUAUGGCCGCUCAGCGAGAACAUCCUUUGAUCUCAACCAUUUUCGUCCGCACGCUCAUGGACAGCCGCUACUUCCAUGGUAUACGUACCACAGCUGCACGCGCCUUGGUCAAGCAUGCCAAGGACGAAGUCGACUGGGUUGGGCUGCAUCAUCUUGAAACAGCAUUCCAAGAGCUCUUUUGUCUCCCAGGGUCACCGAUGACUCGUUCGAACGAUUUCUCUGAUCGGGCUGCAUACAUUCUGCAGCAAGUAAUUCCCGACGCCAUCUCCAAAGUUCGUGAUAAUAGUGGCAAAACCCCGCUCAGAGUCAAACGCUUCUUGUUCGACAAGCUGAAAUUCAAUGACAACUCUAACAAUGAGUAUUCUGACAAUUUCUACGUUGCAUCGUUGAUGAAAUCCCUCUGCCAUGCCAUGCUUGGUAGGACUGAAGCGAGGGCAGAGGAGGAGCUGGACCACUUUGACAUGGAGCGCGUCCUUCAGGCACAAGCCGAAGAGCAACUCGACAAAGACGCCAUCGCAGAGUUCGAUCGUUAUCGACGGAUGGAUGAAUGGUCAAGCUCAUUCCAAAAUCUGUAUUCAAGAGCUGCACUUCAUUGCCAGGCGCAAUUGAUGCAAGCAAAGAUGCUGGAUGUCGAUUUAAUGCGAUUCAUCCCAUAUACACGAGCAGGGACUUAUGACCUUCUCCGGAUGCAGGCAUUCCAAUGUUUGGUCGAUCUUGAUAUCUCACAGCACUCUGAACUCCUUCGCUGGCUGAUGUUUACCUUGUCGGCGGAUUCCUCUGCUUGGAUUCGCCAUCAAGGAUUGUGUCUGUUCGGCCAAACACUGGCGCAAAUCGCCUUUGGGCGACCUCAGCAACAGGAAGCCUCGCUGAAUGAUGGUCUGAUUAUCGAACAAGAGUCCACCACAGAUAUCCGCAGGGAUGACAUUGCACGACGCAAGACCAUCCCAGGAGCUAUCGAAGCGCUGAAGCGAGAGCUUUCCGGCGAUGCAUCUUUCAAGGAAUACAUGUGGGCAGCGUGCAAUUCUCCCGUGAUGGGCUUGCUUGAGCUCUCAGAGCUCACUGAUCUCUGCCGCGUUCUAUAUGAUGUCAGUACGUCCAAGUUCGUACGCCUGAAACUACCACGAUACUGGAACGUUCAAAACAUGGGGCACGGCAAAUUACGUUUCUUCAGAUCCGCCAAAACACGCAUGGGUCCCACUACCAAGCGAAAGCGCGACGACCACGGCAUGCAGGCCCCCUCCUCAACUCGCAUUACCUUCAAGCAGUCCAAGACCAGCUCCAGUGCGAAUACCUCCGCCUCUACUCCCCUCCCCAAAAUCAGCAUCCCCCGGCCAUCCCCUGCAAUGGGCUCUACGCCCAAUACUCCCGCAACAGGCACACCUAAGCUCAAACUGAAGUUUGGUGGAAGACCUGCAUGA